AUGUCGGAAGUUCGGGUUAGGCCAAAAGCACAGACUUGUGGCCGGAAGUGUGCACGGUGGCAUCUGUGUUGGUGUGUGCUGCACAGUUCGUACAAGGAGGAUGAUGGUAGGAACGCCUUCACAUUGGAUUACGCGCAGUUUUACUUUAGAGCGGUGCCAAUUAGUGGCCAACAGCAGCAACAACAGCAGCAGCAACAGCACCAGCAGCUCGUGCAGCAGCAAUUGCUAGCCCAGCAGCAGCAGCAACUGCAGAUCCAGCAGCUGCAGCAACAAUUGCUGCUGCAGCGACUCGAGCGUGAGUUGCAGCAGAGUUACUCGUGCCUGCGGCAACGUUGGCUCACCGACUACGCAGCCCCCCACCAGCAGCAGCAGCAUCUAGCCCAGCAGCAGCAGCUCUUCGCGGCGCAGCAGCUGCAACUGCAGCACCAGCAACUGCAACAGCAGCAGCAGCAGCAACAACAGCAGCAGCAGUAUAGCUACUACUUCAGUCGCGGCAGCACCAACACCGAUCUGGGUCUCGGACUGGGCCUGGGCUUCGGUCUGGGCAGCGGCAACCUAGCCAGCUGGUACCAUCUGCCGUCCACCUCGGCGCACAUCUAUAUAGGAACCACCAGCAGCGGUGCCGCGGGCAGCACCCCCUACCAAUAUCCGUACCGCAGUGUGGGCGGCUAUUCCGGCGGCGGUUAUCCGGCGGCGGCGCUUAUCAACUUCGAUGCCUCGCCCACGCCGCUGUUAGCCUCAGCGGGAAGUUCGCCCGGCUAUUUGCCGCCGUUGGCCAUUCCGGCAGCCUUACCGCCUCCACCGCCAGCGCCGAGUGUAGCCACCGACUACUACUUCAGCAGUCGCAGUACCCGGACCGUUCCACCGCCUGUACCGCCCACACCGGCGGCAGUUGCAGCAGCGGCAUCGGUAUCAGCAGCGGCAGCAGCAGCAGCAGCGGCAUCGGCAUCAGCGGUCUCCACCUCGCCGUUCCGGGAGUACGGGAGUGCGGCGGAGGAGCUGCAAGCUGGCUAUCGCUACAAGGCCACGCCCCGCAGGCGGUACGACGCCUACGACAACUACGGCUAUCUGCCGGGCUUCGCCAGCACCACUGAAGACGAGGAGGACCUGCUCGAGGAGUGUCUGCCGCAGGCCCUGCUCUCCACGGACUGCUCGAGUCUCGAGGAACUGCGCUUCUUCCAUCUGCAGGAGGAGGAGGACGAGGACGAGGACGACGAGGAGGUGGCCACGCAGCUGGCGCACAUCCUUGACCUGCCGGACUUUCUGCAUCCCUACGGCAGCAGCGGCCGGGACAGCCUGCACAGCCACAAGACGCCGCCGCAACACGAGUACCAAACGGAGCACGGCUCAGCCGCAGCGGGAGGAGCAGGAUCAGCAGGAUCAGCCGGAUCGACCGGCCGGGGUGGAGCCGAACUGGGUGGCGGCGGUCAGUCGCAGCGUGUCCCGGAGGAGCAGCGCUAUCAGACCUAUCAAUACCAACAGCAGCAUCAGCAGCAGCAGCAGCAGCAACAGCAUCACCAGCAGCAGCAUCACCAGCAACAGCGACAGCAGCAACAUCAGUCGCACUACCCACAGCAGCACCAGCAAUUCCAGCCGUCGCAGCAGCAACUGCAGCAGCAGUCCUACCACUCCUACCAAUAUCCUUCGCAGGACAGCUGCGAGGGCUUCAAUCAGUUCGCCACCAACGCCGGCAGCUGCCUGGGCAAUCAGAGAAUGAUGGUUAGCAAAUUGUGGAACAGCUGCUUCCCGGAGUUCACCCCGGACCAUGUGCAUCGCCACAACUUUUACUUGUGCCAGUGGCAGCGCAACACGCAGGUGCGCAUCGUGUACCUGUUCUACCGCUGGAUAACGGCCAUCACCUGCCUGGCGGCACUGGUCUGCUCCCUGCUGGACAUCGGGCGCACGGACGAGCACUUCGAGCACCACUACGCCAAGUGGUGGAUCUACCUGACCCACUGGGGCCUGCUCUUCUGCACGGUGCAGGCCUGGCUGGCCGCCUGGAUAGUCACCCAGGGCAUGAUGGUGGAGCGCGAGGACUUCGAGAUCGUGCGGCAGGCGAAGAAGAGCCGCCUGCACCACCUCUACUGGGUGCUCUACACCUGUGCCACUGUCUAUGCGUUCAUCGUCACCAUGUGCUACUGGCUAUUGGUCCACAAUCCUGAAAUACACAAGAUCGAUGCGCUGAACAUAAUGGUACAUGUGCUCAACACGAUUAUAAUGCUGAUCGAUUUGGCCAUAGUGGGGCACCCGAUAAAGAUGAGCCACGCCUACUUCACCACCGGCAUUGGCCUGGCCUAUGCCAUAUUCACGGGCAUCUAUUUCUUGGCCGGCGGCACAGACAGGAAAAACCAAACUGCCAUCUACCCGAUGAUGGACUGGACCAAGCCGGGUAAGGCGAUCAUUGUGACGGCCUGUGCGAUCAUCUUCACGUUUUUUGUGCACUUCUGCUGCUACCUCUUGUACCGCGGAAGGGUGUGGCUCUUCACCAAGUUGUGCAUCCGCGGGCGCCACAAUCGGGAUGGCGAAAUGGGUGAGGGCCUCAACGACGACUCCGGAUCGCGGAUGGGCGGCGGUGGAGCCGGAGGAGCAGGAUCGGCCAGUGGCGGAGGAGGAGCAGCUGGUGGUCCGGUGGCUGCCGCUGGCGCUGUGGGCAGCAGCCAGGACUACGCCCACCAGCAGCAGUAUCCCAUUGCCCACACGGAGCAGCCGAGGGCGGGCAGCCACCAACAGCAGCAGCAGCAGCCGCCGGGCAAUUACCAGCUGCCGCCGCAGUAUUCCGGAUAUCUGCAGCAGCCAGUGGUCGCCGGAGUCAAUGUGGGCGUGAUCAGUGCCGAGGGCGUGUACCAGCCCAUUGGCACGGACACAGGACGCACCAGCGGCGGAGGACAGGGAGGCGCUGAUGGCAAGCACAAGUCGGCCUCAGGAUCGGCAGCUGGAUCGGGAUCAGGAGCAGGGGCAGGAUCUGGAUCGGGCUCGGGCUCGGCCUUGACGCGCACCGUGUCCCACCUGGAGGCGUCGCAGCGGGAGCAGUUCCUCAACCCCAACAAGAUCGUCGAGUACAAGAUGUAAAGGCGUUGCACCCGGCACCGGUAUACGUUCCACUUGUCCAUGAAGUUUCUGGAGAAGCACUGUGCCCAGUGCGAGGCGACGCGCAGCGCCAUCUGUGAGGAGCAGCGCCACCUGGCCUGAGCAGCGCCACCUAGCCUGAGCACAGUGGGUAGUUUUUAGAGUUGCUUUCGAGACGUCUAGUUUUCGAAUACCUGCCAGGCCAAAUCGAUUGAUGAUGAUCGGCUCAAAUCAGUAUUGCACUUGGUAUUGUUAUUUUUUGGCAAAGUAGUUUGUAACCGUAGUUUCGUAAUUUUGUAAAAGCUUUGCCAAUUUUUUAAGUGUGUAGACGCUUUUCAGUGUGUGCCGAACGGCAUACAUACAUAUAUAUAGCACCGCAAAGGUCUAGAAUAUUAGAGAUGUUCCUUUAAGUGAAGGAUUACCGUUGAGUGUAUUCAGACUAUUUUUGGUGGUAAUCCUUUCGGCAAGUCGUUCCAACAGUUUAAAACAUUUUAAUGGACUAAGUUGAACAUGAUAUUUGUAUUUAACAACUCACAGUAUUUUAUUUGAAGCUCAGUUCUAAUUAUCGUCAUAAUAACGCAAUUGUGUUCAGAAAAAUUAACACACUAUUCCACAGUUUCUUUCGACCCAAACUCAAAACGAACAACAGCUAGAGAAAAAAAAGCAAAAUGACAUACUGCCUACAAUGAUUUAAGUUAAGAACUUUUUUACAUAGCUAAUUUAACCAUUUAUCCAUAUAAAUUUUAUAUAUCGGUGCAGGUGUACAGCCACCUCAUGCCUCAAAAUCCGAGAGCAAGCGAAGAUAAACGAUUGAUGAUUGAUUUAAUUAAAAUGGAUUGCCUACCUUCGGGCCCUUGGAUAAUUGAGCAUGGAGAUGGCAAAUAAAAUUGGCAGUUUUUUAAAGGAGCUAAAUGGCGCCGAAAAAGAAGUAGAGCAAACAACAUUAAUUUUAGGAUAUGCUUGGCAUUGGUUUGCUUAGUAAUUAGUGAAUUGAUAACAUAAAAUACGUUUAUUUAUAUGAAUAUUUUCCCAGCUAGCUCAAUCGCUGCUAGAACACUCUAAUAAACAUUAUUCUACCAAGCACGACGUAAAAUAUUACGGAUAACAAUAUCAGAAAUAAAUAUUUUAGCAUACGAUGUUGAAAAGUAUAUUGCAAAAGGUUUUACUUUCGACUCAAAACCAAAUAAAAACCGAAAUCCUUGUACCCUACAAAAACUCAGAUGUUUUGCUUUUGUAGGUUUCUGCGAGUAUGUGACUUGGACAGCUAGCACAUACUGAGAUCAGUGAUUAGAGAUAUAACCAAACGGAAACCUAUAUAUGUAUACGGGUUUAUGUAUUAUUAUGUGUAUGUAAAUAGUUCAAUUCGUUUAUGUUCAUCGAUUUCUAUCUAUAUUCAAAUGCAAAGGCAAAAUUAAAGGAAUCUGUUGCAGAAAAUGUCAGAUCACGUGAAAUGGUAUAGCCAACUUGAGUAAAAAUUCAGAAACAGCAAUGAAAGAUACAACUAAAAAUCAAAUGCAUUGAAUAAAACUCGUCAAGAGGAAUGUGUUAACAAGCAAAAGCAAAACAAAAACCAAAUAUAACAAAAUAUUUAACUAAAUAUACAGAAACAAAUGCAAAGCAAAUAGCAUGCCCUAACUAUACAAACAUAAUUGAAUAUAUAUGUAAAGCAUAGCGAGGUAAAGUAAACAAACAUUAAUUUUUGAUAGAUUUACAUAAAUUAAACACUUUCUCCUAUAUAAAACAGCUCAUCCACAGGUCUUCGGGUAUUCUUAUUUCCACAUUAUUUGAAUCCGAUUUCUUUUUAGAGAAAUUUUACCAGUUUUGGUUGAGGAACUGAAAAUGUGCAUCAAUUUUGUGUCAGUUUCGCACGUUUUUCCCGUUUUGUUUUCCAAAAAUUUAGUAUAAAUGUAUAAAUGAAUGUUUAUAUAGACUGAAUAUUAUUAACACAAAGAUAAAAUCGAAAACAAAAUAAAACCGAAAUAACACAUAAAAGAAUGCGGUUAAAGUUAAACCUUUUCGAAAUUGUAAAAAUAUAAACCAAAAAGCCAAAAUUUCAUAUUAGCCACAACAUAAAACAGUAAACACAUAUCAACAUUUAGACAAGAUCAUUCUUAAUAUAAAAAUAUUCAAAUAGAUGAAAACCGAAAGUUUCAAAUAAAGCAAAUCAAAGUUGACCUCAUCAAGAACCACAUAUAAAAACAAAGUAUAAAAUUAAAAAUUGCAUAAAAAGAUAUGUAUAAAUGUUAAACAAUCAUUAUAAAGUACGUUUAUGCAGAAUAUAUUUAGCAGAGAAAAAAUUAAAAUAUUAUAUUUUGUAGAUUUUUAGUAAAUUAGAAGUGAACGAUUACGAAACACAAUGUCAACAUACACACACAUAUGUCUACAAAAUAUUUAUCCCAAAUAUAUACAUCCCCCAUACCCUUACAAAUGUAGCUCAGCUCUCUGUACCCAAGUUGAGAAUUAGAGUUGAAAUUGUUGAUUGAACAAAUGAGGAAAUGGAAAAGCUUUAAGAAACCCAAAUGGAUGAAACUUUUAUACACCGACAUAAAAGUUGAAUUAAAUUGCUCGAAUGAGUUCUUAGCAAGGAGUUGGCUCAACAGAAAGAAAAUAGAAGGCUCAACAGAAUUCAGUAUUAGCAAAAGGCAAAUUGAAGCGAGUAUACAAUGGAAAUCAAAAUGUUAUUAACAAAGCACACCAAAAAUAAAACUUUAAAAAACUGCAUGUGUUGAUGAAGAAAUAAAAUUUCAAUGUUGUGAAAUUUAAACAAAUAAAAAAAACAAGCAAAUUGUUUACUUCAAAAGUAUUUCUGCGCAUUUAAGCAAAUCGUAAAACAAUGCUUCAUCAUUUCAACCUAUAAUGAGUCGAAGUUUUGCUAAGCAAUUAUAAACUGAGUAACGAAACCAGAUUUCAAUAAACGACAAACAAAACCAAGUAAGAAAAGAAAAUACAAAAUAAUAAAUUGUUAGAAAAACCAUGAAAGUGUAAACGCUAAUGGAUGUCAUGCAUUUUAAAAGCAUAGCAAAAGCUAAACUAUUAUAUUACCAAGAAAAAGACAACACAAAAUUCAUUAACUUACGUACGUAAGUAUGUUUGUAUGUGCGUACAUGCAUAAUAUAAUAUAUUAUUAAAAUUAUUAUGUAUUUCAAGCAAAGAAUUGUGAAUUAGUAAUAAACAGAAACAAAAUGUCAAGCAAAAUGGUAAAUAAAAAAUGUACAAUACAAAAGA
Messenger RNA from Drosophila rhopaloa, 6291 nucleotides. RefSeq lists its product as uncharacterized. The record is from RefSeq and is a predicted model, not a curated record. The transcript has 6 exons. Gene Ontology annotation, cellular component: membrane. NCBI's taxonomy places the organism in Eukaryota, Metazoa, Arthropoda, Insecta, Diptera, Drosophilidae. The coding region runs from base 1 to 3069 and encodes 1022 amino acids.